AUGGCAACGACGAGUAAUAACCCAUCAUGCCCUGCACCCAUGAAGGCCACGUCCAACGGGGCAUUCCAACAUGAAAACCCUCUCGAUUAUGCGCUUCCUCUGUUAAUCCUCCAAAUUUGUUUGGUCGUUGCUUUUACUAGAUUUAUUGCAUUCCUUUGCAAACCCCUCAGACAACCCCGAGUCGUUGCUGAGAUCAUCGUAAGUUUUUCUUUCCCCGCCUUGCAGUGGUCAUGUACUUUGGCACUCAUGGGCAUUGCCAUGAUUUUAGUAUUCAACUUCAAGUUUGUAACUCCACCAGGGACAUCUUUGGCCUUUGGUGCUAGAUUAGUUGGGGUGUCAUCAAACAAGGAUAGGAAAACAGUUGAUGCGGUUGAUGACAAUAAUUAUGCUGAUAAAAAGCAGGAUGAUGAAUUGUGGAGUAAGUUUUUAAGUGCAUGCAACAACAACCAAGAGUCAAUGAAGUAUGAGGAAAAGCUAGUGCAGAGUAAAGGAGAUAUUGAGACAACAUUGAAGGAUAUGAAGAGAAGCAACCUAAUAUUGGUUGGUAGAAUGCCAUCAGUGGCACCUUUGGGUAGCCAGAGUGAUUGUCCAGAGCUUGGACCUGUUGGAAGCUUUUUGGCUUCUUCAGAUUACUCCACCGUUACAUCAGUUAUGGUGAUUCAACAAUACAAUCCCUCCACUGACAUUCAUCCAUUGGUGAUGGAAGAAUCAGAUUUCCCAGAAAUGUCAGAUACACCAAGGAGUUAA
Messenger RNA from Sphenostylis stenocarpa, 747 nucleotides. The record is from the annotation of a GenBank genome assembly. Lineage: Eukaryota; Viridiplantae; Streptophyta; Magnoliopsida; Fabales; Fabaceae.